This is a messenger RNA of Phaeoacremonium minimum UCRPA7, 2226 nucleotides long. Its product is annotated as putative rna exonuclease protein. The record is from RefSeq and is a predicted model, not a curated record. Bases 1 to 2226 code for a protein of 741 amino acids. Gene Ontology annotation, molecular function: exonuclease activity; nucleic acid binding. NCBI's taxonomy places the organism in Eukaryota, Fungi, Ascomycota, Sordariomycetes, Togniniales, Togniniaceae. Gene Ontology annotation, cellular component: nucleus. The transcript is spliced from 2 exons.
AUGACAAAGGUCAUGGCCACGGGUGCCGAGGAUAAGGAUGGAAGUCCGGGUAAUGCGAGCUCGGAAGUGAGCAACGCCGUCGGCGAGACUGCGUCUCAAGCUACAAGCGAUUCGACUGGCAGUGCCGGGGUGAAGCGCAGAAGCCCACACGCGGCUGAUGCAGGCGGCGACGACUGGCAACUUGUUCAACGACCGAAUAAGAAGGCGAAAAAGAUACCAAAGCCCGAUGGCAGCAAUUACCCAUCUAUCACGUUCUCAUCGCAGGCCAGACUACAGGCCAAGAUACAAAUCACUCAUCUGCGCGACCUGGUUCUAUAUAUCAUGGCAGACGGUUCCGCCCCCGCGUGGAUUGCCGUAAGACAUCGCCCCCAUUUCAGAAAAGUGGUAGUCCUCAUCGUACCUGGGCUGGAGGAGGCCAUGUUCAAGCAUGAUGUGGACUUUUCCUCCUAUAAUUCUCAGAGUACAAAGGAUGGUACGGGGCCACCGGCCGAUCGUACCUCGACAUCGCCAGACGACUAUUACCCGCGCGUGUUGAAGAAGGACCGGAUCCCGAAUGCCCUGAAACCUUUUGCAGAGAUGUUCACGCAUCUAUGGCCUGUUAGAGCUACUGGAGAUGACCGACAAGCGCGCAUGCACUCGCCCAUCACUACUUUUCUCACGGUUCCUCUGCCUAAGUCAGCAGAGGACAGGAGUAGGAAAGGUCCAAAGCCACCGAGAGAUCCUCAGGGCUGGAAGGAUGUACGGACACGAAUCACUGAAUUUCUAGUUGGCCCGGACCAGUAUUCUGAGAACGGCUUUCUUCCGCAUCCCGCCACGUUGACCGAUGAGGCGAGCCGCGUCACUUUCAAGGAUCAAGAGGGCUGGGUUCAUACCCAUGUAGAAAAGCUCGCGGACGGGGACGUUCCUGAGAACGAGAUCCAGCAUGGGAGCAUCACAGCAGGUCGUGAGAUUCUCGCGCUUGAUUGCGAAAUGUGUAUGACGGGCGAGAAGGAGUUUUCCCUCACAAGAAUCAGCGUCGUCUCUUGGGACGGCACGGUUGUCAUGGACGAGCUUGUCAAACCAGAAAAACCCAUCAUCGAUUAUGUGACACAAUUUUCUGGGAUCACGAAGGAGAUGCUCGAGCCCGUUACCACGACACUGGAGGACAUUCAGAACCGACUUCUCGCUCUCAUUACGCCGCGUACUAUACUGCUUGGCCACUCCCUGGACUCAGAUCUGAAGGCCCUACGGCUCACACACCCAUUUAUCGUUGACACCUCGGUCAUGUUCCCGCACCCGAAGGGCCCGCCAUUCAAGCACGCCCUGAAAUGGCUUGCGCAGAAAUAUCUCAACCGUGAGAUCCAGAAGGGACAUGGGACGAUGCGUGGACACAACAGUAUCGAGGAUGCAAAGACCUGCCUCGACCUAGUCAAGAAGAAAUGCGAGAAGGGAAAAGCAUGGGCGGCUGGCGAAUCCUCGGGUGAGAACUUCUUCAAACGCCUCGCUCGUGCGGGCACCGCGUAUCGGGCGCAAGCCGGCCCUGAUGCUACGGGUGGCAUUGCAUUGGGAAAGACGUCUGCGGCUGUGGACUGGGGCGAUGCCAGUCGCAGCGCCUGUGGGCUUGCAAGCGUUGUGCUUGGUGGCUGUAAGAGCGAUGCGGAGGUCGAACAAGGCGUGCUACGCGCCGUGAAUGGCGAUGAUGACGGCAGGGUAAUCAAGGGCGGAGGUGUUGAUUUCGUGUGGGCUCGCAUGCGCGAGCUGGAGGCUUUGCAAGGCUGGUGGAAUCGCAACAGGAUGGAGGGUGACGAGGCUGGCGGACCUCCCCCUGACCUUGCGGAGUUGCAUGCCUCGGCUCACAACAAUCCCUUCGUCCUCAAUGAGUCUGUGACAAGGGAUGCUGCUGGAGACGGUCUCGUACAACCUGGAAAGCUGCCACCUUCGGCACCGCCUAGCAGAGAACCGUCAAAGACAACCCUCGAAGAUUGCUUAACGCGGCUGUCCACGCGUCUGCAGCGCAUCUACGACGGACUCCCACCCUGCACGGCCUUCAUUGUCUUCAGCGGAAGCGGUGAUCCUCGGGAGAUGAGCAGGCUGCAGAAUAUGCAAUCACAAUGGAAACGGGAAUACAACACCCCUGGCCGCAAGUGGGAUGAGCUGAGUGUCAAGUGGACAGAUGUGGAGGAACAGGCCUUGAAGCGAGCAGUACGAAGAGCUCGUAAUGGUAUUGGAUUUGUGGGCGUCAAAUAG